Harmonia axyridis is the source of this 1683-nucleotide messenger RNA. Its product is annotated as ELMO domain-containing protein 2. The coding region runs from base 198 to 1133 and encodes 311 amino acids. The record is from RefSeq and is a predicted model, not a curated record. Lineage: Eukaryota; Metazoa; Arthropoda; Insecta; Coleoptera; Coccinellidae. Gene Ontology annotation, molecular function: GTPase activator activity. The transcript has a single exon.
UCUGUCAAGAUAGAUGUCAACAACGCUCUUUUACUACAAAUCCAUAAAUUCAAAUUCCGUUGUGAAUUUUCUCGUUAUUAAAUGUUUACUGAGGAUGUGAUGUAGAUUAAGUAAUUCUUACGGCGAAGUAAGGACCAAAAGUAAAUAUAUUAGUUCUUUUGAAGAAGUGAAACUCAUAUACAUAGUUUGCAAAUAAAAUGUUUAAUUUAUGGUGGGUUCUUACGUCUUAUGUGAGAUCAAUUGUCAAGUGGUUUUUGAGGAAAACCACAGGUCUCUGCGAAUUACAAAGAAUAUGCUACGGAGAAGUAUCAGGAGCACCAAGAAUUCUAGCGGUUGAAAGUUCCUUAAAUUUAUCAAAAAGUCCACAACUGAAGAAGUUGGUCUCUCAUCUCAACGAUAUAAGCGAUAAUCUUAGACUUAAAGGGUCCAACGAGCGAGAUAUAUUAAAAGGUGCUGUGAGUACUGUACUUCUAGUCAAAAAAAUAAAUCCACAUAUUCAUUUUCAAUUUGUGAAGAACUUCGGUAAGUGCAUAGAGCAAAUUUGGGGUUAUAGACAGCUUAUUGCUGAAAUUGAAUCUUUGAGAACAGUUAAGUUUGAUUCUGAGAAUCCUGAUCAUGAACAAAAGUUGCUGGAAUUGUGGGAUACAUUGAUGCCUGAUGAGAAAUUAGAUAAUCGCAUUUCUAAGCAAUGGCAGGACAUUGGUUUCCAAGGAGAAGAUCCCAAGACAGAUUUCAGAGGAAUGGGGCUCUUAGGUCUUGAGAAUCUUCUUUUCUUUGCAACAGAGUAUAAGUCAGCUGCUCAACAUGUUUUGUCUCAUAGUCAUCAUCCAGUUUAUGGUUAUUGUUUUGCUAUAGUUGGAAUCAACUUGACUAGUAUGGCAUUACAGCUUGUAAGAAAUGGUGAUGCAAAGACUUAUUUUUAUAAUACCUCAAAGUGCUUGCCCAGUAUUAGACUCUUUCAUCAGUUCUAUAGUUAUUUGUUUUAUGAGUUUGAUAGGUAUUGGCUGGAGUGUAAACCAGCAGAUAUAAUGGAAUUUUCUUCAAUUAAAGUUAGAUUUGAGAAUAAUAUUAGGACUAGCCUUAUGGAUCCAAACUCAGUUUUCAAAAUCAACAUUUGGAUUGAUACAGUUUGAAAAAAUUUACUGAAUGAUCCAGCAAACAAAUACUUUUCGAAGCAAUUCAAAUCACACUUAGCUUUAAUAGUAAGCUAUAACACAAUUUGUCUACUUUUCAAUUUUUUUCAUAACUUGUCAAUUAUUAAGAAAUGAUUUGAAGAAAUAUGGGUGUAUGAUUCACCUACUCUUGGUUGUACUUUUCUUAAUGAUUUUUAUUGUGACAGCACAGCUCUGAAGGCUCAUAUGAAGUUAUUCUACUGGUGGAAAAUAAUGAUGCCACUUCUUUGAAUUACUUCUUUCAUAAACAUAUAUCAUUACAUUUGUUCAAUGAAUGUGUGAUUUUUUUAUUAUGAGACAAUCAACAGUGACUAGUCUAGUUAUAUUAUUUAUUUGUUAUGUUUAUUGAUUCAAAAAUAUUAUGUAAAUUCGUUUUAUUUAUUUGAAAUUAUAAGGAGUAAAAUAACAAUAUGAAGUGCUCAAAUAGAGAAUUUUCUCUAAUUAUAUGUUGGUUUUGGAACUAUUAUUUUUUGAUUGAUAUUUACAAUAUAAUUUAGAUAUACAAUAUGUA